Lineus longissimus is the source of this 11240-nucleotide messenger RNA. Its product is annotated as peripheral-type benzodiazepine receptor-associated protein 1-like. Lineage: Eukaryota; Metazoa; Nemertea; Pilidiophora; Heteronemertea; Lineidae. Gene Ontology annotation, biological process: neuromuscular synaptic transmission. The record is from RefSeq and is a predicted model, not a curated record. The transcript has 35 exons. Bases 521 to 8128 code for a protein of 2535 amino acids. Gene Ontology annotation, molecular function: protein binding.
CACAGAAACAUUUCAAAGUUCGAUUUCUCCGUUCGCAUACUUAUUCCCAUGCUGGUUGUGUGCUAAGGUGUUCGGCAGAGGGAAGACAUAAAGUAGUGACCUUACAAGACCCUGAAGCAGACGCCGUGCAUGAACACAUGAAGAGAUUAUAGACAAAUUGCCAUUACUUUUAUACUAUUUUUAGAAGGAACAUUUUAUACAGAUUUUACAGGAAUUUUUACAUUUCAUACGUGUGGAAGACGUUUUUGAUAUACAUUUUAAGUUUCUAAGGAUUAUAUUCAUUAACAUAUAUUUUUCUAUGGAUUUAGACAUUACACAUAUCAAACAUUUUGUCAUCAUAUCAUGCUAUGAUCAAGUUGGUCAUCAACUUUUUCCAAUGUCAGGAGUCUCAUUAGAUUCUAACCAAACUUGUUGAUACUUGGUCAGUGAUGUCCUGGGGCAUUGUGAUUUGUAUGAUACCAGUGCUGUUGCUAAGUUUCACAUCCUCUAUUCUGUAUUGUUGAAAGUGAAUACCUAAAAGAUGGACUAUCAGCGUAGACCUAGAUCAGGGACGGGUAGUCUUCAUGGCGAUCGUCCACGUCCACGAUCUGGAAGUGGAACGGGAAGCCUACGGAAUGAAUCUCUACAACGAUCUGAACUUGAACGUUACGUGGCGGAAUUGAAAUCUGAUUUGGAGGCAGAAAGAUCACGAUGUCGACAGCUACAACGUGACAAGUUAGCUGAGAUUAGAGGCAUACGCCAGGCAGCCGAGGAUGACAAAAAUGAGGCGUUAGAGCAAUUGCAUUCUGGAAUGCAAGAGGAAUUUGAGCAGGAAAAGGAAAAAUUGGUGAGACAGGUCUCUCAUGAUAAGGACAGGGAGGCCCAGCGGACUACUAAACAGCAGGAGGACUUUAUCACACAAAUGCAGGUACAAUUUGUGAAGGAUAGAGACACGGCUGUUAGAUCUGCUCUAGAGAAGGAGAAAAGCAAUCGGCAGCCGGAACGACGGAGUAAUCUGAACGGCGAAAUGGUUCAAAAACUUCAGCAGGAACUCAAGUUGUUACGCCAAAGUAAACAAGACAUGGAGGAUCAGUAUCGGCGAAAAUGCGAACUCGAACAUGAAAAGAAUAAUGAGAUUAAGCGUUUAAAACAAAAACAUGAAAUUGAUUUGCGUCGCAUUGCAAAAGAGACGAAGGCAAAAGUAUUGAAGGAUGUGCAGGAGUUGAAAAGCGUUGAGAGGUCUUUGGAAUCGAAAGGACUAGAAAUUGCCAAAAAUGAAAAUAUCGUGAAGUCGCUGGAAGGUGUGCGGCAUGAUCUUGGUGAAAAGUUGAACCAAUUCCGCUCGGCGUACAAUACGCCCCGGCCAUCAUCGAGGACGUCUACAUCUCAGACCUCUCCACCGGACAAGCUGCUUCCUUCAUCUAACAAACUCCGUCAACAGCAGGCUGUGACAGACGAGAAGGAUAAAGUACUCCAGAGGAAGAUAGGUGAUCUCAACGGCCUUGUUACCUCGCUCAAAGGGCGCAUAUCAGUAUUAGAAACAGAAAAUGAAGCUUUUAAAAAGAAGAAAGAUGACGAGCAGUCUGCUGAUAAAAAGAUCAUUGUUCUCAAGAAACGCAAUGCGGAACUUGCUGCCGUGGCAAAACGUCUGGAGGAGAAAGCCAAACAUGCUCAGAGUCCACCUAAAACCUCACCAAAGAAAUCUAGCCCUGAGCAGGAAAGUGAUGCCAUCAAGAAGCUAUAUGCUCGCCAAAGGGCCCGAGAUCUCGCCCUACAAGCCAAAAAUAUGCUGGCUAAAGAAAGAGAAAUCGAGAAGUUACAGAAACAGGUCCAGGAGCUCAAUGACCGACUCGCCAGCAAUCAAAAACAAUCUAUAGCUGAGAAUGGUGAUGUUUACAAUGACCAGUCUCAGUUGGAGGGUAUUAUCAAACAGGCAGCUAAAGAGAGGUUGAAACUGGAGCGUCAGCUUAGUCUCAAACCACCACCGCCGAAACCUCCGUCCCCUCAACAAUCACUGCCACUUCAGGAAGAGAGGAUACCCACACCCAAGGAAGAGCAGAGCCUGGGUGGCGCCGGUGGAGGGUACGUGGACACUGACACUGCUGACAAACUACAAGCUCUUGAAGACACUAACAGACUUCUUCAGAGUGAAUUACAAAAAUUGGAGAUAAAACUCACCGAAAAGGAUAAAAUUGAAACUCGUUUAAAAGAAAAGGAAAAAGAUCUAAAGGAGAAGGAAGCCUUGUGCGAGCAGUUAGAACGAGACAUCCAGAAAGCACAACGCCGUGUCGACAAAGAACUCAGGAACAAAGAUCGGGAGUUGCAGCAAAAGGAAUCAGAACUCGAUUUAACAAAACAGGAAUUAGAACAAAAAGAGAACCUUUGUGAACAGUUACAGCAAGAUAUACAAAUAUCACAACGGACUGUACGAGAGGAGUUAGGAAAGAAGGAAUCGGAGUUGAAUAAGAUUCAUGCUGAGUUGAGAGAGAAGGAAUUACGGUGCUCACAAUUGCAGGGGGAGAUUGCGGAUACGCAGAAAAAGAUAGAUGCCGAGGUUCAGAAGAAGGAGGUCGAGGUGAGAGAGCGAGAGUCGCACUGCCAUCAGCUGCAGAGAGAGUCGGAGGAGUCGCAGCGUAAGGUGAGGGAGGAGUUACAUCAACGUGACGCACAACUGAAAGAGAAGGAUUCCAAAGUUAGCGAGUUACAGAAAGAAAUCCAACAUUCCAAACAACAGAUUAAGGAGGAGUUGAAACGCAAGGAGGUGGAGUUAAAAGAGAAGGAACUACGCUGUGCUCAGCUGCAAAAGAACAUUGAGGAGUCUCAGCGGAAUGUUGAUGAUGCGUUGAAACGGAAGGAGUCUGAGCUGAAAGACAAGGAAACACGCUGUUCUCAGUUACAGAAGGAAAUACAGGUCACUCAGAGAAAGGUUAAUGAUUUGGAACAUGCUGUACAAAAUGUGUCAGUCGAGAAGAAAGAUCUUGUCCAGCAGAAUGCAGAUUUACAGAACCAACUACAGAACUAUGCAAAGGUAAAUGAAGAGUGCCAACAACUGCGCGGGACACUCCACCAGGUUGAGGGCGAGAGCCAGGCUGCUAAGAAGGAAGUCAAAACACUGAAGGACAAAGUCAUCAACCUGGAGACGUUACUGCAGAACCUGCGCGAGGCCGCUGAGCAGCGGAAGGCGCUUGAGAACGACCACCAGGCGGCUCUGGAUAGUCUCCAAAAGAGGCAGGAGGAAGUGAAGAAAUUAUAUAAGGUCCAUGAUGAAACGAAAAAGGAACAUUCUGAAACAGUGGAUAACCUUAAGAUCAAACUGCACGAUUUAGAACAGAAAUGUAAACUGCAGGAGCUCAAGCAUCAGGAGCUCCUCCUGGAGUUAGAGGGUCUGAAGAAGGAUGCACUUCAUCGGUGCAAAUCAACGAGUUCUAUCGAAGUUCAGACAGACGAGGUCAUUACGCAACCACCGAGGAUAUCUGUCAGUGUGGGAUCUAGUCCUAUUAGGAAAGAAUUCGAUGCGACCUGGGACAUAUCAAGCAUCUAUUCUGAGCGGUCUCACAAAGUAGAUAUAGACCACCCCACAGAGUCAACCAAAUCCUUGGACACGGGUUUUGUAGACGGAGAUGAUGAAAAUGAGGUGUUUGAUGACCUUGAACUUAAGGCCAUCGCUAAAAAGAUACGAGCGUUAUCGAUGUCUGACGAUGAGGAGAGUCCACCUUCGCCAGAAAAAGCUGUCAAAUUGAAGCCGUUGAUAUGUAAAUCAGUGACAAGUAAAAAAGGAAUGGACAAGUCGGCCAUCACCCAGUACCUGAAGAAGAGCCAGUUGGAGGUGUUCGUGGCCAAGUAUAGUUACGACCCGGUGGCAUACUCACCCAAUGAAUGCCCAGAGACGGAGUUGUCACUUAACGCCGGUGAUUACGUCAUGGUGACUGGCAUCAUGGAUGAAGACGGCUUCUUCGAGGGGGAGCUGAUGGAUGGCAGAAGGGGAUUAGUUCCAUCAAACUUUGUCGAAAAGGUGCCAGAGUCCGAUUUGGAUGACUUUCACGCCACGCUUGCCCUUGGUGGCAAGUCAGAAGACACGAGUAGUGUGGGGAGUAGUAUUCAGCAUGAUCUGGACUUCAAUAGUAGUGACGAAUCAGAGAAAGUGGCCACUGAGCUUCCGGAAGAUCUAGCACGCGUUCGUAAACUUAGCGAGCACCUGAGCGACCUUGAGGACAUUGAGGAAGUGGACGAGGAAACUCUGCAGCCCAGAUCGGCUGUUAAGAUUAGAGCUAGUGCCUUAUCAGACCUUACCUCACAUAAAAGCAUUCCAUUUCCACAAAAGUUGACUUUGGAUCGUCAGCUGACCAAUAGCAUCCUGAUAGGCUGGACUCCUCCGGAGAACCUCCCAGCGACUGACAUCAAAGCUUACCAUAUCUAUGUCGAUGAACAAUUCAAGACGUCUGUGAAAGGCACUGAGAGGACAAAAGCCUUAGUGGAGGGAGUCAACUCACAGAAGUCACAUCGCGUGUGCGUGAGAACUGUAACAGGAGAAGGCCAGUCUAAGGACCAAGAAUGUACCAUAACAAUAGGAAAGGAUGCGUCACUUGCCCCCAGUAAGCUGAAGGUGUCCCACAUCUCUGCGUCGUCUGCUCACCUCUCCUGGAUGCCUGGAAACAGUAACUACCAACAUGUCGUCUUUGUCAAUGAUGUCGAGAAGAGGACGCUGCGGCCAGGAUUGUUUAGACAUAUUAUUACGGGGCUUUCACCUGAUACCAAGUACAAGGUAGUCGUCCGUGCGAAGAGUGUCAAGUCACAUGUCGAGGACGAGAGAAAUAGGAAGAAAAUGGAUAUGAUGUCAGCAAGCACAGAAUUCAAAACUCUAACAGCAGGGCUUCCUGAACCACCGAUAGAUGUUCAGGUGGAGGCUGGCCCACAGGAUGGCAUGCUGUUGGUGACGUGGAUCCCUGUCACAAUCACAACAGCAGGAGUAUCUAACGGGGCCCAGGUUACCGGCUAUGCAGUACAUGUUGAUGGCAAGAAGAUGAAGGAAGUCAACAGUCCAACGGCUGACCAUGUGAUCUUAGAAGCAUCACACCUCAUGUUCCAUACACCUACACCAAGCGCUCUGACCGUACGAACACUCGCCAAGGAGAAGCACUCGCGUGAUUCCAUGGCUGCCAGGAUCCCGCAGGAAAUCUUACAGCCGAGUAACAAACCCAAGGAGUCGCCAGCUGAAGUCAUCACGGUGACGAACCCAGACGGCACUGAAGAUACGCUCCACGACCUGCUCCAUGCGUACGAUGAUUGGAAUCGGCUGAUUAAGACAUGUGAAAACUGUGCCUAUGCACCCCAGGACACAUGUGAGAAUUGCUGGGGCUCCUUACAGGGCUCCCUCAGCCUGGCAAGCUCCAUCAAUUCCCUUGAAUCAGACCAGGUUUUGAGCCCCAUUGACGAUGAUGUGUUCGAGAGCUCUGAGGGGGCUCUGUUUGACAACCUCCACUGGGAGCCUGCUAUCCGCCCAAAUUUCCACGACGAGAUAGCUGACAGCAGCCAAUCAGAACUGUCUGAUAUUGCUGAGGUGGAAGAGGAAGAGCUAUCUGAGCCGGAUAAGGACCGUGACAAAACUCCUGUGGUUACGCCGGUGCAUUUGUCAAAGAAGCACUUUUUCGGGUUGGAAAACUCACAGCCGCCCGAAUUGAGCAAAUCCAGGUCCCACGAGACCAAGAAAGCCAGCGACAAGACUCGAGACCAAACUGACUCAGCCGACAAACAUACAAGAAACAGACCAACUGCUGCCCCGAGACAGGUCAACCAAGACACAAGGGACCAUAUAAAACGUGCCAAGUCGCCAUCCAAUCUUCCAGCAGAGAAGAAACGCGGGGAGAGGAAGUCACCAAAUGCCAGUAUCCUGGAGAGUCCUGAUGACACGCCACCGGACCUCGGGGUGCGGACCGCCCCUCAUGGUGCUGAGGCUGACAGCCCGCUCUCAGAAAGACAGAUGAAGGUGCCACAUAUAGAAAUUACAAAAGAUAGCAGUUUAUCAAAUGGGAACUACUCAGAUGAGGACACUGACCACCGCAGUUACUAUAGCAACAGUCCGGGGACGAGUCCUCGUUCGCCAGAUUAUAGCUACGACUUCCCCACCUCACGAUACUCGGGUGCUAAACAUGAACAAUCUGAUCGCCAUAAGAGUAAAACACGGGCAGACAAACGGGAUCAGCCCGUGGAAUCUGACAUGCAUCAGGACAAUAAAAAACGUAGGGGAGGCACGCGGUCAGCUAGUCCACGGCGCCAACAUCAGGGGCGCCACAAUCACCAAGGGCAACGGGGAAACUCUGAGGGAAACAUUCAUGAACUGACAUCAAAUGACGUGAUAUCACCGCGGCAUAUCCGGGACGAUAUCCCCGAGUCUGAACUGAUUGAUUAUGAGGAUGAUGGUGGUGAUUCAAUCCCGGAUGAGAUCGAUAUGGAUUAUGAUGAUGCAAGGGCCAGGUUGUUUAUAGCAUUGUUCGACUAUAGUCCAAUGGAAAUGUCGCCGAAUCCAGAUGCCGCAGAUGAAGAGUUGCCUUUUAGGGAAGGACAACUUAUAAAAGUAUAUGGUGAUCGUGAUCCUGAUGGGUUUUACCGCGGAGAGGCGAAUAAUCGUAUCGGCUUUGUCCCUAGUAACAUGAUAUCUGAAGUUCAACUUGACAAUCCAGAACUCACCAAACAGCUUCUCAGUGAUAGCAAUUUUACUAAAGCUUCAAACGCACUUAAUCCAGGACAUAUACAAGGUUACCGAGGUCGACAUGGCCCGCUGCCCGGGAUGGUGCGGCCUAGUCCCGGUGUGAGUCCACGAAGCCAGAGCCCAGCGACAGUCCUGGCCCAGCGCCCCACCUCACCUGUCAGGAAGAUGAUCGCCCUUUAUGACUAUGAUCCGACGGAGUUGUCACCCAAUGUCGAUGCUGAGGUGGAGCUGUCCUUCAGAACUGGUGACAUUGUGUACGUUUUUGGUGAGAUGGACGAAGAUGGGUUUUACUACGGCGAAAUCUCUGGAAACAGAGGAUUAGUUCCAUCAAAUUUCCUACAGGAGGCACCAAAAGAGGAUGAUGUGUACAUUGUCAAAGCAUCAGAUGUGAUGAAACCUCAUGAUGGACUACCUGGCAAUUCCAAACAACCCGGCGGUAUUGAUGAACUCCAUGGCAUGCCGGGACCAACUAGUCAUCCGGGCAGUCGACACAGGCCUGAAGAUCAUCCUACUGGUGUGCAUGGACUCCCAGGUGGCCCUGGUGGGCACCGUAAUGAUAUGCAGAGAGGAGGUGUCUCGGGGCAUCCAGAUGGAAUACACAGGUCGAGGAGUCCUGGACGUAUGGACAGUAUGAACAGAGGAGGUGGCCAACCUCAUCCAGAUGGAAUGCACAGACCUUCCGAUCACCCUGAUGGUAUGCAUAGACCUCCAGAUGGAAUGCAGGGACAAGGCAGGCAGAGUGGUAUGCAUAGACCUAGUGGUAUGCACGGAUCCCCUAGCCACGGUUCUUCGGGCAGUAUGCACGGAUCACCAGGAGGUACGCACGGAUCUCCGGGCCAUGGACCUUCUGGAGGUAUGCAUGGAUCUCCCUCCCAUGGACCUUCAGGCAGUAUACAUGGAUCUUCAGGUGGGAUGCGUGGAUCUCCAGGCGGUAUACAUGGAUCCCCUGGGCAUGGCCCAGGACAACAUGGUGACAUGCUUGGACAAACGGGAAUGCCAGGCCAACAUGCCCCAGAAAAGGACCCCAGAUCAUGGACAACAACCUCUAAUGCAAUGCGCUUAAACCGACCAGCUCGCCCAAUGUCGUUCAGAAAAACUGACCAACACGAAUUUUCAAUCCCGAGCAUACCUAAUAUGAGGCAGAAUAGAAUGGUACCCAGAACUGUGCCGAGAACGGUACCAAGAAACUUGAACGUCAACUCAGAGGAGGGUCACGGGCCCCACGCGAACUCCCCAUGCAGGGACAAGUCCCCAACCGACCCCAACAGCAUGGAGACUACCCCCCUCAGCAGCGCUACCCAAGAGACACCGGAAGAAAAAAGCCCGAGCCCCCAGUCCAACAUCAUGCAGCUGGACCCGCCCGAGGACAGCAAAAAGAAGGAGAAGAAAGGCUUCCUAGCCAAAACAAAAGGUUUUAGUCUGUUUAAGAAACUUGGCCGAUAACAUUUGGACAUGUUAGUGGACUCGAACUGGCAUGUUUUGGUGACACUUGGUAGGUGCAAUAUUGUGCACACUAUCUUGAAUUCUUCACUAAUUCCAGUUGACCAUGGUGUUAUGUCUUGUUAACAAGCACAAAAAGAAGGCCAGUGAAACCAUUAAGCCAUGGACGAUUUACUAAUUUGCGCCACCAUAGAGGAGUUGCAAUUACUAUAUCGUGGAGUUAUCGAUGUAUGAUAUAUCAAAAGUAGUCUGAACAGUUGUGUCAAAAGUGGUAGAAGUUUGUGAUUUUAUGAUGAUACACUGGUCAGGGCCCACCGGAAAUUGACAGUCGACUUGCCAGGAUCCUUUGUGGUUUGGUGAAAUAGACAGGUAAAAUGAACUACACAGAAAUCCUUUGCAACCCUCUUGCCCCUCAAUAUCACACCAAAAAAGGAUUCUGGUCAGUCUGUUGUCAAUUUCUCUCUUCCCUUAACUGGUAUAUCAAUUUGAAUCGCUACUCUAAUCAUGGCAUUUACCACUGACUGAUGCUGUUUUUUAUCCAAAAAUGGCAGUGUGAAUACUUUUCCUGUGAAAUCCAGUCAGUUGGAAAGUGUCUUUCCACAAUAUACAUUGUACACGUACUUGCAAACUCGGACUGUAAAGUUCACUAUGCAGGUCUGUUUAGCCUUAGAAUUUUGUCUGAAGAAACUGAAUUUUGUAAGAUAUGUGUAGUUGUGGUGUCAUAGAGUAUGUGAUAGAAUUUUAUCGUCAGUUGAUUUUAAAAUGGACCAAUGAAUUGUCUCUCUUGCACCUUUCAAUAUGGUACUUGGAAAUUCUGUGUAUAAGUAGAAAGUUCACCAGUUAAAGGUUUUAAACCUAAUUAUGAAGGCCAGUAAUAUCUCAAGAUCAAACUGAGUUAUCUGAAGACCAAUCAGUUCAGAUGGUCAGAUCUUUGGUAAAAUCUUCCCAAAUAGUUUAAUUGUAUUUGAUACAUUCCAUGCUGUAAUGAUAUGGGUAAAUCUUUAAUAAUGUUAAUAUGUCAAAUACCGACUUUCAGACUAUUGAUUGAUUCAAUGAAAUGGUGUUGAUACAGAGACUGGGUGUUACAAAUUCAAUGUAUUAUCAAGGCUAUACUUACUUGAAGGCCUUAACCGGAGAUGGGGUUAUCAGUUGUGAACUUCAAAAGUGAAGUAAAGUGGUACAUUAUAGCCCCUGUACAUUGCAGGCCUUUCAGUGUUGAUAACAGCUGACAGUGCUCAUCAAUGCCCAUAGAGACUAUAAUUGUACUUUGACUAUGAUUGUACCACCUUACCUUACCUCAGAAAGGUCUAAGCUUUACUGAGCUGGUGCUUCAUCUUUCUGAAAACAUGUUUCAGUUGCCAAAUGAAAGAUAAUCUUAUUUGUAAAUUUUAUGGACAUAAACUUCAGGUAUCUGAUGUACGUGUACUGUUUGAUCAUGAUCUAAAUUUCAAAGUCAUUUCGUCUUAAGUUUGAACUUGCAGUACAUUUUGUUGUCUACUACACUUCAAGGUACCUGCAAACUGGCUUAGUUAAGAUGAAUUGGCUUACUAAUGUAGGUGGAGUAGUUUGUAAUGAUCUUGACUAGAUGUAAAUGCUUAGAGGAAACUAGAUGUGUUAGAAACUAGAUAAUUAUUGCAAAUAAUUUGAAAUAAAAGCCUGUAGACUUGAAUGUGAUAUUUGUACAGUGUGUUUAAAAUAUUGACAGGAAUUUAAAAUUUCUGUUUCACUUUGCCCGUUUGAGUCAGUCUGAGGCAUUUGAAUGGGGAUGUUAUGACAGUGAGUCUCAAGCUGAAAAAACUUCAUGUUUUGGGCUGAUGUCAUCAUAGCGAGACUGAAAAGUUAAUCAGCAUUGUUAUUACGUCUGAAUCUCUUCAAAACACAAACACAUUGUCUGUUCAUAACCAAGUCAUCAUUAUGAAUAUCUCAACUCAUGAAUAUAAAGGUCACAAUUGAAAUACUGUAAAGCGUGAAAGUUUUGCUUAAAGUUGGCAAAUCUGCUUAUUCUCAAUUGGAAGACAGACUAAGCAUCGUAUUUGCUGCCAAGAUUUGAUAAUAAAUGCAUUAAAGUUGAAAAGUUUUAAAGUUUUAAUUUGGCAUUCAACAGUUCAUUCCUGAAAAUUGUGAAAAAACAAAAUGCUCUUGAAAAUUUCACAGGUUACAGUACUCAAGUAUGUUAUCAUAAUGUCUCGCUGAGAAUACGUAUUAGUGGGCCAUCUUUGCCGCGAGUGUGUCUGAGCCCACCGUGAUCAACCCAUAAAUAUAAGAUGUGAUCACCAACUGUGAAUAGGUGUCGUUUAGAUUUAGGUAAUUAUUGUGGAUGUAAUCUAGUGAUCUUAUUAGUAGACUGUCCAAAAUCAACUCAAAAUUUAUGAUUGUUUUACUUUCUCAGAUCAUUGGUUUAACAAUGAAGUUACUCACUCAUCUACUUUGGUUCCAAGAAUUGUGGCCCCUGCUCUCCUUCUCCACACUCACAACUUUUGGCGAUUGCUAUUCAAUCUUAGUCAUGUAACAAGAUUGUUAUAGUUGUACACCUAGUAGUUGAGUGUGUGCUUGAAGGAGACUUGCGUUACAUUCGAGAUUUUGUGUUAACAGUUUACUAGAGUCAGAGUUAUCUGUAGCGGAGGGGACAGCUGUCUCCACAGUUUUAAACUGGUGAUAAUAACUUUUGAGGAAUAGGGGCAGUUAGUGGUAUUUAUAAUACUAGGGAUUCUCCAUUGUUUCGUGUUUUGCCAGUGUAUUCAAUGGUGCAAAUGAGUCUAAGGUUCUUGCAAAUUAUGAAUUUGCAUAUUCAUUUGCAAAAAAAGGUGAACCUCUCUGUUCAGAGACAUUCUGUAUACAACUAAGGAUGGAAUUCCUUCGAAAGUCGGUGUCAAUCUUUGCCAAAACUGUAGUGCCUUUGCAGAACCUUUUUACAUUGGUCAAAACAAGUUCAUUGAAGAUGCUUUCAUUCCUCAACUGUUUGUUAUCAUUUAGAUGUAGGUGUUAAUUUAUGAAAUAGUUCUUGUUCAGAGACCAAAACCAGUUAUUGUGUAACAGCAAUGCAUGCCAGCCUGAAUGAAGUUAUGAAUAAAUUAUUGUAAUGGUUGGUAUAUUGAAAUAUAUUUUCACAAAAUCA